This is a messenger RNA of Suncus etruscus (white-toothed pygmy shrew), 1969 nucleotides long. It is a transcript of the gene STARD3, whose product is annotated as StAR related lipid transfer domain containing 3. Lineage: Eukaryota; Metazoa; Chordata; Mammalia; Eulipotyphla; Soricidae. Gene Ontology annotation, molecular function: cholesterol transfer activity; cholesterol binding. The transcript has 15 exons. The coding region runs from base 120 to 1457 and encodes 445 amino acids. Gene Ontology annotation, cellular component: late endosome. The record is from RefSeq and is a predicted model, not a curated record.
GCUGCCGAGGCCGUGGAUCCGGACGGGCGUCUGGGCUGGGAAGAGCCGGGGGGCCGCGGCUGACAUGGAGCAGCCCUGCCGCUGAGCCCCAGCGUGCCCGCCCAGAGAGGCCGUCCAGGAUGAGCAAGCUGCCUGGGGAGCUGGCCCGAGACCUGGAGCGCAGCCUGCCCGCAGUGGCCUCCCUGGGCUCAUCGCUGUCCCACAGCCAGAGCUUGUCUUCGCACUUCCUGCCGCCACCGGAGAAGCGCAGCGCCAUCUCCGAUGUCCGCCGCACAUUCUGCCUCUUUGUCACCUUCGACCUGCUCUUCAUCUCCCUGCUCUGGAUCAUUGAGCUGAACACCAAUGCUGGCAUCCGAAAGAGCCUGGAGCAGGAAAUCGUCCAUUACGAGUUCAAAACCUCCUUCUUUGACAUCUUUGUCCUGGCCUUCUUCCGCUUCUCGGGACUACUCCUAGGUUAUGCAGUGCUGAGGCUCCGCCACUGGUGGGUGAUCGCGAUCACCACACUGGUGUCUAGCGCCUUCCUCAUUGUCAAGGUCAUCCUCUCAGAGCUGCUCAGUAAAGGCGCAUUUGGAUACCUGCUCCCCAUCGUCUCCUUUGUUCUGGCCUGGCUGGAGACCUGGUUCCUUGACUUCAAAGUCCUACCCCAAGAGGCUGAGGAAGAGCGUUGGUAUCUCGCUGCCCAGGCGGCUGUGGCCAGUGGACCCCUCCUCUUCUCUGGGGCACUCUCUGAGGGCCAGUUCUAUUCACCCCCAGAGUCCUUUGCAGGAUCUGAUGAUGACUCAGAUGAAGAUGCUGUGGGGAAGAAGAAUUUCUCUGCUCAGGAGCGAGAGUACAUUCGCCAGGGGAAGGAGGCCAUGGCUGUGGUGGACCAGAUCUUGGCCCAGGAGGAGAACUGGAAGUUUGAGAAGAACAAUGAAUAUGGGGACACUGUGUCCACCAUCGAGGUUCCCUUUCAUGGAAAGACAUUUAUUCUGAAGACCUUCCUGCCGUGCCCUGCGGAGCUAGUCUACCAGGAGGUGAUCCUGCAGCCUGAGAGGAUGGUGCUCUGGAACAAGACAGUGACUGCCUGCCAGAUCCUGCAGCGAGUGGAAGACAACACGCUCAUCUCCUAUGACGUGUCUGCAGGUGCUGCGGGUGGAGUGGUCUCCCCCAGGGACUUCGUGAAUGUCCGUCGCAUCGAGCGGCGCCGAGACCGAUACCUGUCAUCAGGCAUUGCCACCACCCACAGCACCAAACCUCCAACACACAAAUACGUCAGGGGAGAGAAUGGUCCUGGAGGCUUCAUCGUGCUCAAGUCUGCCAGCAAUCCCCGGGUCUGCACCUUCAUCUGGAUCCUGAACACAGACCUCAAGGGCCGCUUGCCCCGGUACCUUAUCCACCAGAGCCUCGCAGCCACCAUGUUCGAAUUCACCUUUCACCUGCGGCAGCGCAUCAGUGAGCUGGGAGCCCGGGCCUGAACUGCACCCCUUGUCACCCUGCGGGCCAGGGUCCAGUCGCCACAGUGUCAAGCCAGAGCAGAGCCAGCUGGGUUUCCACUGCCCACCACAGAGGACCUGGCCAGACUCACAGCAGAGGAAGAUGCCUCUUGUGCUGCUCCAGUUUGCUGAGCUUACCUAGCAGCCUGUGUGCCCUGGGGCUUGGCCGGAGCAGUCUCUGUCCUGUCCUGCCUCAGUGCUCACCUCCCUGAGACUUGCUGCCCCUGGCUCAUAAGGCAUCUGGAACUGUUAUGGGGAGGACAGAGCCUCGGGCAGGCUUGCUGGUUGAUGGUGAGGGCGCCGGAGUCGUUUCAUUCACCUGCUCUUAUAACUUUUUUUUAGAUGUCAGGGGUCCAGGACCUUUACCCACACACCCCUGCUGGGGAUCGCCAGUGGGACAGGGUGCUGGCGAGGAACUCUGCUGCUCCCUACCUCCGGGGCCUCUGUGGGACCUUUGUAAUUUGAGCCAAUUAAAAACAUGAACUCACAAAAAA